Salvia miltiorrhiza (redroot sage) is the source of this 1837-nucleotide messenger RNA. Its product is annotated as polygalacturonase QRT3-like. The record is from RefSeq and is a predicted model, not a curated record. The transcript is spliced from 4 exons. Gene Ontology annotation, molecular function: polygalacturonase activity. Bases 174 to 1697 code for a protein of 507 amino acids. NCBI's taxonomy places the organism in Eukaryota, Viridiplantae, Streptophyta, Magnoliopsida, Lamiales, Lamiaceae.
AAGAGGAUGGUAAGUCGUAAAAAUUAGGCAAUUUUGAUUGGGGGCGAAAAUCUGAAGAAGCAUUGAAUGGUUAUAAAUAAUUGUUAACGUUCACCAGAAAACAAACAUCAAAAGAGAGCUUAUAACAUAAUCCAGGUGAUUUUGGCAUGAUUCAGCGAGAGUUGUAGGGCAGCAUGACAAACGACCAAGAAUUCCACGCAGACUGCCCGAGAGCCGACAGAAACAUGGGAGCUUCCAUGAUAGCUAUAUUCUUCUUCACCGUGGCGGCGACAGCCAGUUUGCUGGUGGUCCACGUGUACGGCGUGCCCAAGAGAGCCGAUCAUUUCCCCCGCAAGAAUGUGUACCUGCACCAAAUGCAGCAGAUUAGAGCCGCAUCCGAUUCUUGGUCAAGUCCGCCGCGCCCUACCACGGAGAUGCGCAGUCUUCAACAAGACUCGCCUCCUCCAUCAUCUUCUGCGACUGGACCACGUGUUUAUCACGUGACAGCUUACGGGGCAGAUCCGACGGGCCAAAAUGACAGCACGGAUGCGAUUCUGAAAGCGAUUGGCGACGCCCUCAACGGCCCCGGCAAAGGGGUGUUGUGCGAGGGCAUCGUCAAUCUUGGUGGAGCUCGCAUUGAUCUCGACGGUGGAAAUUACUUGAUCACCCGCCCCCUCCUCUUUCCCAUCUCCGGAAGAGGAAACCUAGCCAUUCAUGGGGGUUCACUCACAGCAUCAAACGACUUCCCAAACGACGCCUAUUUAAUAGACUUAUCUUCUAAAUCUUCCUCCUCUGCAUACAACUACGAAUUCAUUACACUGAGAGACCUACUGCUCGACUCCAACUACAGAGGCGGUGGAAUUAAGGUCACAAACUCUCUCCGAACUACCAUCGACAACUGCUACGUUACUCACUUCAACACCACCGGAAUCCUCGCCCAAGGCGGCCACGAAACCUACAUCAGAAACUCCUACCUCGGCCAGCACAUCACCGCCGGCGGCGACUCCGGCGAGCGAGAAUUCUCCGGCACCGCCAUUGUCCUCGCGGGAAACGACAACCUCGUCACGGACGUCGUCAUUUUCUCCGCCCAAACCGGAAUUCUCAUCACCGGCCAAGCCAACCUCAUCUCCGGCGUCCACUGCUACAACAAGGCCGCCGGAUUCGGCGGCGUGGGGAUCUACAUCCAACUCCCCGGCCUGACGCAGACGCGCAUCGUGAAUUCCUACAUGGACUACACCGGCAUCGUGGUUGAGGAUCCGGUGCAGCUCACCAUCACCAACACAUUCUUCCUCGGAGAUGCAUUCGUCCUCUUCAAAUCGGUCAAAGGCGUCAUGAGCGGCGUCACCGUCGUGGACAACAUGUUCGCCGGCUCCGACAAAGGGAUCGAGAUCGUGCAGAUGCAAGGGCAGUUCAACCAAGUCGAUCAGGUGGCCAUCGACAGGAACAGCGUGCGAGGAAUGACGAUCAAGACGACGAUCGCCAGGGCCAGCGUCGAGGGCACCGGAACCUCGUGGACGGCGGAUUUGAAGGCGCCGCUGCUCUUCCCCAACCUCAUCAAACAGGUGCAGUACACGUUCAUCACCGAUGCGGCGUCGUUUCCCACUCAUUUUCUGCGGAAUGUUUCCGACAACAAAGUUGUCAUUCAGUCCGACGUGGCGGUUCCGGCGAGGGUUUACAUUACUGCUGAUCAAGGGGGGUCUUAUUAUUCCUCUUCUUGAAUUAAACUAAAUUUAUUCUUUCCAACCUAAUUGGUGGGACAAACUUCAAUUGUAAAACUAGGGACCUGAGAGCGUGCAUGUUUAUCGCUGUAAUUUCCCUGUUUCGCCUACAAAUAAUAUAUUUAUAUUAGUUUGAUUCA